Messenger RNA from Cryptomeria japonica (Japanese cedar), 828 nucleotides. RefSeq names its product F-box/kelch-repeat protein At1g15670-like. NCBI's taxonomy places the organism in Eukaryota, Viridiplantae, Streptophyta, Pinopsida, Cupressales, Cupressaceae. Gene Ontology annotation, biological process: regulation of phenylpropanoid metabolic process; negative regulation of cytokinin-activated signaling pathway. Gene Ontology annotation, molecular function: protein binding. Bases 1 to 828 code for a protein of 275 amino acids. The record is from RefSeq and is a predicted model, not a curated record. The transcript has 2 exons.
AUGGGUGCCCGAUUUGCACAAAUCGGGCACCCGUUUCUAGUGGGCUCUUUUCCCAACCCACAAACUUCUAUGGGAUUGGGACCCAACUUUGAACUCCCUGAACAAAUAUUUCGAGAUAUAUUAUUGAGAGUGCCAUAUAAAUCUCAGCGAAAGAUUAAGGAGUUGUUGGAACCUGCUAAAGAAAUGAUGGAAUGUUCUCAAUUUUAUCAAGAUAAAAUUAAGUUUGGGCUGGCUAAAAAAUAUGUAUGCUUGCUCGAGGAAGCUGCGAUAACUAUAUAUGAUCCAGUUGAUCAAUCCAGUAUAAUGCGCAGUUGUAUUCCCACUGGUUUUCAUCUUGAUAGGAAAUCUCAGAUUGUGUGUGCUAAACAUAAGCUUGUUUUAUUGGGUUUGAAAUUGAAUCGAAAUUAUACUUCAACAAUUUUGAUAUAUGAUUUAUUAUCUAAUACAUGGAAACAAGGUGCUCAAAUUCCGACUGUGACAAAUAGUUUUGCAUGUUGUGCCUCACCUGAGGGAUCAAUUUACGUUGCCGGAGGGUAUGUAGGAGUGUAUGCCGAUUUUAGUUCUCCAUCACGUAAAGCAGCAGUAUAUAAAGUAGAUGAAGAUGAGUGGGAGCUUCUUCCUGACAUGCACCAUGAAAUUAGCUAUUGUGGGGCUGUUUUUUUUGAAGGAAUGUUUUAUGUCAUUACUUGUACUGAUAGAACUCAAAGAUUUGAUCCCAACACAAGAGUAUGGACAACAGUUAAUUUGUCUUUUUACAUUCCACGGUACGUAUAUGCUAUGUUUGGACGGCUAAUUGCGGUUACAGAAAAAAAACAUAGAGCAAUAUGA